AUGAAGUUGAUUGAGACUGAGAGAGCCCGUAUGGUGAGUUUCUCAAAAAGAAAAAAAACUUUGUUCCAGGAUGCAAAUAAGUUUGCAACUCAGACUGGAACAUAUGUUGGUGUUAUGCUCUUUUCACCAAGUGGAAAAUCAUGUUCCUAUGGCUCUACAAGCAUAGAAGAAAUAAUUGAUAAAUUUCUCAAAGUGAAACAAAAGGAUCGCAAAUGUGAUUAUGCUGAGGGAAAAUCAAAUGGUUUUGAGGCAUUGGAAGAUCUCCAUAAAGAAUUGCAAGCAUUGAACGAAAAAGAGAAAAAACGAAUACUAAUGCAUAAGAUUAUGCACCGUGGCUCAGAAAUACCUUCAGAUAAACACAUGGAGGAGCAGAAGCUGGCAUUGAAGUUGCGGGUAGAGAAAAUUAAAAAAGAAAUACAAAGUGCUAGCAUCUGA
This is a messenger RNA of Solanum tuberosum (potato), 435 nucleotides long. RefSeq names its product agamous-like MADS-box protein AGL29. NCBI's taxonomy places the organism in Eukaryota, Viridiplantae, Streptophyta, Magnoliopsida, Solanales, Solanaceae. The record is from RefSeq and is a predicted model, not a curated record. Gene Ontology annotation, molecular function: protein dimerization activity; RNA polymerase II cis-regulatory region sequence-specific DNA binding; DNA-binding transcription factor activity, RNA polymerase II-specific. The coding region runs from base 1 to 435 and encodes 144 amino acids. The transcript has a single exon. Gene Ontology annotation, biological process: regulation of transcription by RNA polymerase II.